This is a messenger RNA of Crotalus tigris (Tiger rattlesnake), 9394 nucleotides long. It is a transcript of the gene PPP1R9B, whose product is annotated as protein phosphatase 1 regulatory subunit 9B. The record is from RefSeq and is a predicted model, not a curated record. NCBI's taxonomy places the organism in Eukaryota, Metazoa, Chordata, Lepidosauria, Squamata, Viperidae. Gene Ontology annotation, molecular function: actin filament binding. Gene Ontology annotation, biological process: calcium-mediated signaling; neuron projection development; actin filament organization. Gene Ontology annotation, cellular component: dendrite; postsynaptic density; actin cytoskeleton. Bases 1058 to 3580 code for a protein of 840 amino acids. The transcript is spliced from 11 exons.
UCUAGGCCACACCGAGUGAAGAGGAAUUGUCUUAUACCAAAUAUAUAACAUAGUUAAUGUAUACAAAGCACAUAAUAAGAUUAGAAGUUUAUGAUCUUGUGGGACCACAUUAUUAGCUGCCCAGAGCUGCACGAGGCCCAUGGGCCAAGGGUUAGACACUCCCGGUGGGUCAGAUAAAGUGUUCCCCCUAGAUUCAAUAACACAAUUCAACCUUAAAAUAGAGAUGAAUUUCCACAGCAUCAGUGACACCGCUCGCGAUUCGGAGGUGACAGUGUCCCCAAAGAAUUGGAAAAUAUCAGGGUGGGCAAAUUCCUGGGAAGGGGCGUCCACGGUUAAUCCAAUUUUGGAGCAAGGACACGUGAGAUGGGUGCAUAUGUGUGCGUAGACACGAAUCCUUAAACCGCGCCUCCCCCCGAUGCCAAUAAGGCGUGAAACAGACGACACGCGGAAGGGAUUGGAUUACAUUGUCUUGAUUAUAUUUUUUUAAUAAUUCAUCGGCGAGGUAAAUCCAAAAGCUGGCAUAGCCGAUGUUCCCUCCCCACCGCAUCUCUUCCUUCCUCUUACAAUUGGAUUGAUGGACUCAUUUUCGCUUAUUCGGAGCGACAGGCUGUGGCGUUUGCAGAAGGGUUUGGUCUCCGUCAUCGCGCUGCAAAAGCGAGCGAGCGAAAGCGACAAGGAAGGAGAGGAAGAGGAGGAGGGGGGGAUGAAGGGGAGGUGAACACAUCCGACGAGCCGGCUGCAAUGGGCCUCAGCUAAUCCAGACCCUUCGGAGGAUCUGUCUUCCCGCUGCCACCGCCGUGGAUCAGAAGCUCCUUGGAUUCGGUUCUCUCCUCGCCGCCCUCAUCGCCGGUUGACCACAUUUUUCCUUGACACACAAUGAGCGCUGUCUGGUAAAGAAGAAGCGGCGUGCCGUGCCGCCUUGCCCCUUUCGGGUUCUCGCGAUGUGAUUGUAUUGCGGCUGCUGGAAGUGAAGGGAGGCAGAGGAGGCAGGGUGGCCCGGGGGUGGAGGAAGCCUGAGGCUAUGUGGUGUCAGCGACACCAGAAGAUUUGGUGAAUCAUGAUGAAGACUGAGUCCCCUAAUAAUCCUGGGGGCAGUGGCACCAGCAGCAGUGGGGGCAGUACCACCAGUGGCAAUGGGGCUGGAGGUGGCCUGAGGAGUGCCUCACCUCACCGGAACGCCUAUGAAGCUGGCAUCCAAGCUCUGAAAGCUUCCAAAGAUGCCCUGGGCCAAGCUGACAGUGAGGAGGCCAAGAAAGCCAGGAACAAGAAGUAUGGAUCUAAUGUCCAUCGGAUCAAAAAUAUGUUCCUGCAAAUGGGCACUGCGCCGCCACCAGGGGAGGGAGCAGUUGAUCUGGCCAAGAUGAAGGAGAAGCCGGUCCGGUUGUCCUUGCCCCGGGCCAGCAGUCUGAACGAGAAUGUAGACCAUAGUGCAUUGUUGAAACUGGGCACUAGCGUAUCUGAGAGGGUGAGCCGGUUUGACUCCAAAACAGAUAAGCCAUUGUCCAAGCUCCAGGAGACAAGGAAGAUCUUCGAGAGGAGUCUCCAGGAGAAGGAGACCACCAACAAACUACUUCUGAGGAAGGAGAGAGCUGGCUUCCAAGACCGGAAGUUGGAUGUGGUGGUGAGGUUCAACGGCAGCACAGAAUCCCUAGACAAGCUAGACACAGAGGCUGUUUCUCCCACUGUAAGCCAACUCAGUGCUGUCUUUGAGAAGGCUGACCUGAGGAAUAACCUCCAUAAAGCCCCUGGCAAAGUUGGGCCUCUCAACUCCAAAAUUGUUAGCAAAAGGUCCAGGGUUUUCCUCCAGACUCCAGAAGGAGGGCCCAAGAUGGAAACCAGGAAUAGUGAUGGGCCUGCACUCCAAGUAAGAGCAAGGUUGCCUGAGACUGACAAAGCCCAAAACAAGCUGGUGCCUGGUGGGUCAGUAGCAGGAAAGACAGGGGAUAAGGACUCCAACAUGGGGCUACGUCCUCAGAAGGUCCAAGAAGUGCGCAAGAUCAAGCCUGUGGAAGUGGAAGAGAGUGGAGACUCUGAACAGGAAUUUGAGGCAGCUGAGGUGGCGGUGGCAGCAGCAGCAGUGGCAGAUGAGAACAGCAAGGCCUCUAAGGCGCCUGACCCUCUCAGGGCCGAGGUGAUUCAGGCUGAGGUCACAGUGCAUGCGGCCUUGGAAAAUGGCCAGAUGGGUGGUGAAAGAUAUUUAGAAACUCCAGGCCCAUUGGCAGACACUUACUGUGAGGAAGUGGCCAAGGCUGAGGGACCAGAGGAGAAUGACCUAGGUGAUGAGUCUAAGAAGGAGGACUUUUCUGAGGCUGACCUGGUGGACAUUAGUGCCUACAGUGGACUGGGGGAGGAUUCAGGAGGGAGUGGGCUAGAUGAAGAUGAGGAUGGUGAUGGACUGUAUGCACCAGAAUCUAGCUGUGUCGAGAUCCCUGGGCUGUCAGAAGAGGAUGAGGCUGUCCCUAAUCGCAAGAUCCACUUCAGCACAGCCCCAAUACAGGUUUUCAGCACUUAUUCCAAUGAGGACUAUGACCGUCGAAAUGAAGAUGUUGAUCCUAUGGCUGCCUCAGCAGAGUAUGAACUUGAAAAAAGAGUGGAAAGGCUGGAUCUUUUUCCUGUGGAACUGGAAAAAGAUUCUGAGGGUCUUGGGAUCAGUAUUAUUGGAAUGGGGGCUGGAGCUGAUAUGGGUCUAGAAAAGCUUGGCAUAUUUGUCAAGACUGUGACAGAAGGAGGAGCAGCUCAUCGAGAUGGCAGGAUCCAGGUGAAUGACCUUAUCGUUGAGGUGGAUGGUACCAGUUUGGUGGGCGUGACUCAAAGCUUUGCAGCCUCUGUGUUGAGGAAUACCAAGGGUAGAGUCCGGUUCCUUAUUGGCAGGGAGAAGCCAGGAGAGCAGAGUGAAGUGGCGCAACUGAUCCAGCAGACUCUGGAACAGGAACGAUGGCAGCGAGAAAUGAUGGAACAGAGAUAUACCCAAUAUACAGAGGAGGAUGAAGAAACAGGGGAAUAUGCUACAGAUGAAGAUGAAGAGAUGAGCCCCAUGUUCCCCAACAAUGAGAUGGCUAUUGAGGUUUUUGAAUUGGCUGAAAAUGAAGAUAUGCUGUCUCCAGUGGAGAUGGAUCCUGAAAAGCUAGUGCAUAAAUUUAAGGAGCUCCAGAUCAAGCAUGCUGUGACUGAAGCUGAAAUACAGCAGCUGAAAAGAAAGUUACAAUCAAUUGAACAGGAGAAAGCUCGCUGGCGCAUUGAGAAAGCCCAGCUGGAACAGAGCGUAGAAGAAAACAAGGAGCGGAUGGAGAAGCUGGAGGGAUAUUGGAUGGAGGCUCAGAACUUGUGCCAGGCUGUGGAUGAGCACUUAAAAGAGACCCAGGCCCAGUACCAGACUCUGGAAAGGAAAUACAGCAAAGCUAAGCGACUUAUUAAGGAAUAUCAACAGAAAGAAAUUGAGUUCCUCAAGAAAGAGACAGCUCAGCGUCGCAUCCAAGAGGAGUCUGAAUUGUCUCACAAGGAGGAAGUUGACAAGCUGCAAGAGAAGAUCUCUGAACUGGAGGCGAAGCUGCAGACUUUGAAAAAUUCCAACCCGACUUAAAAAAAGAGUGAGAGAGCAGAAAAACAUAUAAACCAACAGAGAAAUUAAUUCAUCUUAUUAUUAACUAUUAUUACUAUUAUUCGCAAGGGAAAUCUUUAGAAUUUUCUUCCAUCCAUGCCCAGUCUUUAUUCUUCCUCAUCCUAUGCCUCGUUCCCUUUAUUUUACUGCAGGGAAAAUACUGUAAAGCCCAACAUGUCAGAAGAACUACUACAACAAAAGUAGUAAAUGACCUUGCCGUCUGUUGAGUAUGAGGCUGUGAAAGACCAGGUGGGGUGGUGAAAUUCUAGAUGGACUGCAGAGACACAACCCUCCUCUUGAUGGUGAUGAAUCAUUGUCAGUUUCUGUGUCCGGUGUGCGUCUUGUGUCAACUGGAGAAACAGACCAUGGAGGGCGGGGAGGUGGUCAUUGUGUCCAGUGAUUUGUGUCUUCUGUCCCAUCUGCCUGAUGAGAAUCUUUAUGGAUUGGGACUGAUGCCCCAUGUCUAUACAUUAACUUGUUGGCUCUUCAGUUGUGCAGGCAACAAACUAGAACAUAGAAAAACUCUGCUGGUGACAAAUAAGACCAGCGGUUUUCAUUUUGCUUCCUGAAUCUUAAUCCUUCGACAUGGUUGGGGUGAAGGGUGGGACCCUUGUCUAGCUUUGAGAUGGGAAGAUUUUUAAUUUUCCAUCGUUUGGACAACUUGGAAUCCAUUGUUCUCUUAUGUUUUGUGGGUGGGAACUAAAUCGGUUUUCUAACGAGUGAGCCAGCAGGAGGUUUUGUUGGCCAUCUUUGGGACAUCCCUGCUGACAUCUGAAAAAACAUCACAAUUGACUUUUACAUCAGGGAAGAAAUAUCAGCCAGUUUUUCUUUUUCUCAUUACAUUUUAUUCAUAUUUUGGAAGAUUCCUGGGAAUCUACAUUCUGGAGACUAACAAACUGGACUCUCCCAAAGGACUUGAGGGUUCAGGCAUAAUUGCUAAGAGCAAAUAUAUCAAGGCAGCUGUAGCCAGGAAAUGAAGCCAGAAACUUUAGGAAAACGUGGAACUGCCAUUCUCUAUUUGCAUCUCCAAAAGCCACCAGUUUGUGUUGGAUCCAUCUCACUACUGUCAGCAUCAGGGUUUGCUGGGGAAAUUGGAAUCUGGAACUAAUUAGGAGCAAAAACGUGAAAACAAAGCCCUGGUGGUCAAAAGCAAAGUGUACAAUGAAUCUUGUCUUUUUAAUUUAAUGGUAAGGGAUAUUGCCUUUUGUUUUCAUUCAUUACAUCAUUCCCAGGUCUGCACAGAUCCAUUUAGUGCUGGGAUUUAGAGUUCCCCUCUCUUGUUGGCAUACUGCACUCCCUGGUAGUGAUACAAUGUCAUGUGUUGCACAUGUUACCCUGUCAGUAUCUUAACUUCAACAUAUUUCGUUUCUGAAGGAACAAAUAGUGUAGACAGUAACCACAGAAAGGUCCAAAAUGCUAUAACACCUUAGCUGCCUGGGAGAUCUUAUGCCACAGAAGUUUUGAGUUACAUCAGAUGCUGCUGGUGGUUUACAAAAGCUGUCCAAGGUGCCACAGGACUUCAACUUUUUUUUGCCUCCUACCCAUUUCCCUCUAUAUAAUGAAGCAAAGCGGAAUGCUGUAGUUGUUAUUCUAUGUUCCUGCAUGCUUAUGAGUCAUGAGCUAGGGAGCAAUAUUCCAAAAAGCUAUUCAUUCAGAAUCACAAUAUUACACCACAGAAAAGAGCAUUUCCAUGGAAUAGCAAGUCCUUACAAGCGCCACAAGUCUUGAAAUCUGUAUUCCAUCAGUUUCAUGGUCAGUUUAUAAGCUACACAAUGUUAGUGUCAAGGAUAUAUGUAACAGAGUAAUGGCCAAUGUUUUAUGCAGGGAUAAUAUUAAAAGGGAGUAAAGAAAAAAGAAGAUAUGUUGUGAGGUAUAGCAUGCGGAAACUCAAGAAGGAUCUCCAAAAAUGUUUUCUCUGUUAAUGGUCUUGGUUCACACAAUAUACCAAGCCAUACUGUAGUUUGUUCGACAUUUACCAUGUGCAAAUCCAGCACAAUUGAAGCUUAGUCAAUCAACUACAGUAAACCUACCACAGUGUACAUGAUGUGAGAAACUAGAUGUGUCUAUCCUUGUUACUUUCUUAGACAGAACUUUUCUUGUUAGUUAUUUAGACCCAUUCUUUGCCUGGAUUUUAGCUGAAUGUUGUAUUAUUUUAAUUUUUAAACAUGCACCAAUAAUCAAGUCCCCAUAUAAGAUCUUGCAUAUAAAGUAAGCUCAUGAAAAACAUGGAAGUUCCUUCUCUUGCUGGUGUUCUCCAUCUGUGGAGUUAUAAUUCGCAUGGUUUCAAGCCAGCAGAUGAGCAUUGUAGUUCUGCACACCCAGAAGAUACCAGGUUGGCAAAACUUACAGAAACAACUGUUUUAGAUUGUUUUAUCUUUUUGUUUUAAAAUAUAUAAUGUAAAAAGGGGGGUUCAAAUCAAUUUCUCUCAUCCAAUCAUAGCACAACCUAUUGCGUGAUACCAGGCUCCUGGGGAUAUUAAGUCUUUUGACAGUAUUUUUAAUAGCAUUGUUAAUGUGCACUCAGAAUUAUUUAAUAUCUUCUAUGAGAAGUAGCAAUAGUAUAUUUUGUAAAGUCGUUGCUAGAAAAGUAACUUUUUUGUCAAAAAGAACAGAGCUAUGCCACUUCAAAAGGUUGGAAUUAAUUAUUUUAAAAUAAUAUUUUGUCAGGAAGAGUCUGGAUGGUUUCCUUUAGAAUUGUUAUGUUCUGACCCACAUGUGCUCAUGUACUUUUCAUUGUGGGAAAGAAGAUCCCAGGAUAUUUUUUCCUAUAAUUUGAGAGAGCUUUUCUUGGAUUAAUACUGCUAUAGAAAAAAGAUACCGUAGCACUCAGAUAGAGACUGAAUAUCAGGGUCAACAUUAUAGAAGUUGGUUUAUUUUGAAGGAUGAUAACUUAUUUCACUUAUUUCUCCAGGACCCACCUAGGAAUUUCCAGAUCCCAUAAUGAGGGUGUGUAGUUUAUUUGUGAUAAAAGUCAUUCAUUUAUCCUUCAUAAUUUGCAAUUCAAAGAUUUGAUGGGUGAAAACUGUUCACAUAUGAGUAUUCAAGAAGAUCACUUCCCAGAAUUAGAAACUUUUCAUAUUUUCGUGAUUCAUUUAUAUACUCACAUUGCUCAAACAGUGACAGUUUGCUGGGUUAUUUUCCAAGUUUAAUUUAUACCUGGACUGGAUAUUCUAUCCACAUGCCAUGAUUUAUGAGUAAGGAACUUCAGUUUGACAAAUAUUUUGGAUUCAGUAAUCAAAAAUUAAAAAGUGAAAGUCCAAGACUUUAUCCUAGAAGUGAGGAAUUAAAGUAUUUGGGAAGGGCACUUCCCUUGGUCCUCUACAUUGAAAGGGUCACAUUGUAAAUGCUCUCACAUUUACAUAUCCUAAAGCUCAUUGCUCUUGAAGCUGAAGCCAUCAUAUUGUAUGUUCAGGCACAUAUAACGAGAGUAUGCAUUUUAGUGCUCUUAAAUUGCUCAAAAGGUUAUUGCAAGUCUAGUUCAGCCAAUUUACAGCCUCAGUCCCAUUUACAUGUUAUAUUUGUUGCAGCACAUUUUCCAUCAACUGCUGGGGUGAUAAUUUGUCUGAUACUUGAAGGAUCCAGGUUCGGUAGGAACUUACAUGUGUAUGAUUCAGUGAUGUCAUUCAAAAUAACACGUCGUAUACUAUGUUCUCUUUAUGCAUACAGAUGGAAGAAGUUGCAGAAAUAGCCACAACAGGAGAAAUUGUGCCCUUCUCCUAAUAACAUGGGAAUUCCCAUACAUACAAAAUGAAAACCAUGGGAAGUAGCUCGAAAAGACUCUCCUUCAUCUCCAUACUGGAUUACAGCAGAUUAAGUAGAUCUGCAUCCAGCAAGAUAGUAUAAAAGAUACACAAAAUGUUCUAACUGGAUGAAAGGUGGACAGGGAAUUGUAAUCUUCUGAAAAGCAGAUCAGAUUUAAAAGAAAACAUCUUAAAUUUAAUCUCACAAAUAUAAAUGUAUAUGUAUAUAAUAUAUAUAUAUAUAUGUAUGUAUGUAUGUACGUACGUAUUGUUCCUGGUUUUGUAUUCCAAUUGUCCUACCAUCUGGUCAUAUAAAUAGCAAGUUUUUGUUUCCAACCCUGUUCAGUUUUUCAAACAUUGCAGGGGAGGAACUUGCAUGAAUGCACUUGGCUGAUGUAGCUAAAAAUGUUCUUCUAGAGAAUCAUUAUAGAAGAGCAAGAGGAAAUUUUUGUAUAGAUAAGUGGAUAGGAUGUAACCCAUCAAUGAGGAUUCAAAUAUAAAAUCCUCUUUUCAUUGUGAUGUUGGCCUUUUUUCUUCUCUGUUUCUUGAACAAAAACUAUUUAAUCCAUCGCCCAAUAAGAUAGCCAAGUAUGGAAAGCUGGCAUGGAAUGCACUUUUAUGUAUGCAAUGUUUGCAUACAAAUGGAUGACUGCUCCAGAAAUUCAUACACUGAGAGAUAUUAACAUGAUUUGAAGAUGGGAUUGUAUAACUUCCAUUAAAGUCCAUUAAUGCCUUUUAUAGACCUCACUUUUGGAUUGCAGAAGAAAUGAGAUAUGAAAAUAUCAAGGCAGAUUAAUGUUAUAAAAGUCAAAUGAAAGUAGCAGCUUAGGGAGGAGAGUUGCACUUUCUUUAAAAAUUGUUUUGCAUCUGAGAGUCAUUGUUGGAACACAGCAGUGAUACAGUGAUGUUUCUGAAUGAGGUGGCAUUGGAAUGUUCACCCCCUGUAGGGAAAUUGGGUGUAAGUUUGUUGUUGCUUUUAAAGCAGAACAGCUUCUUUAAGCCUAUCAGAUUUCACAAAUGGCUAUUUACUUUUUUAAAUGCAAAAAAACAGCAACAUUCCAUUGUAAUUCAACAAUUUGCCACAAAAAUUUGUCAAAAAGUGCAAAUAAAAAAGGUGCAAGCUACAUGUGAUUUUAUGGGCUAGAAAUUGCCCAUUCCUGUGCACCAGGACAAUCUAAGAACAAGUGAAGACCUCAAAAAAAGGAGAGGGUAUAUUUGAUUCAGAAUUGAACUGUGUGAUUCACUUAACUAUUUUGUAUUUCGCCUUGAUAUAUUCAUGGAGAGGCCAGUCAACGUCACUGGGAUUGAAAAUGUUUGGUUGGGGCUCAGAAACCAUGCCUUCAAAUAGAACAAAAGUUUACUACAUCAGAAAGUCACAAUAAAAAGAACAAGGUUAUCAAAAUUGGAGGUAAAAAGUGGAAACAAGCAUGAAAUGUAUUAGAUUUUUACCCUGCCUUCAUUACUUUAUAAUUGACUCAAAAGUGGCAAAUGUAUAUAAUACUCCUUCCUUCUCUUUUCCCCCACAAAAAUAGUUCUGUGAGGUGGGUUGGGCUGAGAGAAUGACUGGCCCAAGGUCACCCUUGAACCAGUCAUUCAUGCCUAAAGCAGAAUGAGAACUCACAAUCUCCUGAAUUCUAGACCAGUAUCUUCACCAUUACACCAAAUUUUUUUUUAAAAAAUUAUUUUGGGUUUAAACUACAGGUUUGGGGUGAAAAUGCAGUUUGCCAUUUGUGUUUCUAGGCUGUUGCCGUGCAAAAUAGUAUUGCGAGGGGUCCUUGGUGCUCUCUGCACUUGGUUGUUUCCUUGCUAGUCACAAGCAUUGAUGUUACCUAGUUUGGGUAACGAAGCAUCUGCAAGAAAACAAUAAAGCUCAGAGAGCAUCAAAGAUUCCUCACUUCAACCCUGAGCUGCAAAUAUUCUCCUUUAAAGUAAUAUUGCAAAUGUAUAUUUCCAAGACUUGGUUGAUUCACUAUUAAAAACAAGUGUUUGGCUUGAUAUUGGAAGACCUGAAGUACUUAGUCUAAUGUGUAUAUUAAUAAAAGCUAAUUGAUCUGCA